UAGUAUGGCAUCAGCUGAUGCUAAGACUGAAGAUCAACGUGGACCUUCUGUUGUCACAGAUUCUGGAGUCAUACAACCCACAAAACCUGACUCCGUAACAUCAUCGCUAGAUGGCGACACAUCAUUGUUAGGAAAAGGCAGCACCUCAUCCACAAUAGAUGACGCUAUAACGAAAUCUGAAUGUGACGUCACAUCAAAAACAGAUGGCGCCACAUCACCUUUAGCAGAGGUUGCUAUACCACCACUAGUAGAGGAUUUGAAAACACCACCAACAGACAAUAGCACUGAUACUCCGGUAGAUGGCACUGCAACUUCAUUAAACGACGGCGCAACACUACCACAAUCAAAUCCUGAGCCCACUCUACCAUCCCUAGAUGGCAGUAAAAACACACCAGCAAGAAUUCCCAAAAAGCCAGUGAAUGUGACCAACGAAACAGUUCAAAGAAUCCUUGGAACAAUCUUUGGACAAUGUGCUGGGGAUGCUAUUGGACUGCUUACAGAGUUUCUGACGAAAGAGGAAUGCAAAGAGCACUACAAGACGAUGCGGAAGGAACUGGAAUUUUCUCACAAGAUUGAGGAUCAUCAUCGCGUACACUGGAAAACGGGCGACUGGACAGAUGAUUCGGACCAGAUGAUUCUCAUACUUCUGUCUAUCGUCGAAAACCAGGGCACGGUCGACCCGUUUGAUUUCGCUAGACGCAUAAAAGACUGGGGACUAAAAGGAUUUCCUGAGCUGGGGGAUCAUGUUGGAAUGGGACAAGGGCGGACAACUCAUUUUGUCAUCAAUAAGCGAACUUACCUUGAGGAUCCAUUUGCUACUGCCGAACGUGUAUGGGACCUUAAUGGAAGGGACGUAGCCGCUAACGGUGCCGUGAUGCGGACAAGUAUCCUGGGAGUCCAUAUGUACGCCGAUAUCGAUCUCGUCAUACAGAAUGCCAUUACUAUUACCAGGACAACUCAUGCUGAUCCAAGAUGCCGAGCGUCAACGGUAGCUGUGAGUGUUGCCAUAGCAUUAAUGUUACAACGUCAGCCAAAACAUUUGGACCGUAAAGGCAAUUACAACAUCAAAGCAAUCAUCCGUGACUGUUAUGAGUAUGCAUCAAAGUGUCUGGAAACUGAUGAGAAGAGAAAGGAAUUUAAGACGUAUCUUAAAUGUACAAGAUUGAAGGAGCUGAAACUAGACGAAUCAGGGAAAAUCGGAUACACAUACAAGACGAUGGGGUCAGGUUUUUGGGCUUUAAAGCAGCAGAAUUUCAGGGAGGCGAUCACAAAAAUUAUAAUGGAGGGUGGAGAUGCUGAUACUAAUGCAUGUGUGGCCGGUGCAAUGUUGGGAUGUAAAUAUGGCGCUGAAGCUAUUCCGACGACCUGGACACAAAAUCUACUUCACAAGGAAUGGCUGGAGGCAAUUAUAGACAGGUAUUUUCAUAUGAUGGCAGAAGUACACAACAUUGACUUUACACCGUAUUGGACCGGACAUUUGUUAUGAUUGUGUGUUGAUGAGCAAAGUAGUAGGUGCUGUCUUGUAUCAUGGUACGGGUAUUGGACAAAAUUACGCUGUGUCAAGGGGAGUUACAUACUUGUAGUUGUUUUUUGUGAAAAUAUUAAACGAAGACUUUUUAUAAAAAACAUUGUUUCAGUAUAGAAGCUUUUACAAUUCUCUGGAACAUCGAUUGGUAAUGUAGAGACUAUCUGUACAGCAGAUGUUUGCUGUACCUAAUGUAUGUACCGGUAUUAUCUGCUGAUGUGAUCUAGUCAUAAGUAUAAGUGUUCUGUGGUACACUUGUGUGCGGAGAUGGCAUUGUUUAUAUACGACAUAUACGAUGUAUCAUUUAUUUGAAUUUUUAUU
Molecule: messenger RNA, 1846 nt
Organism: Ylistrum balloti
Lineage: Eukaryota; Metazoa; Mollusca; Bivalvia; Pectinida; Pectinidae
Product: ADP-ribosyl-[dinitrogen reductase] glycohydrolase-like
Exons: 9
Coding region: 5-1486 (493 amino acids)
Source: RefSeq, a predicted model, not a curated record